Medioppia subpectinata is the source of this 1380-nucleotide messenger RNA. Lineage: Eukaryota; Metazoa; Arthropoda; Arachnida; Sarcoptiformes; Oppiidae. The record is from the annotation of a GenBank genome assembly.
AUGGUCUAUUUAAUUAAAAUGGGAAUUACUACUAUUGUUAUUGUGGUCUAUGUCUUACAAUUGUUUCACCUGAAUCUCGUACAUGGAACAUGUCGAGAGCCGUGCGGAUGCAAUGGUUGGGUGCCUUAUGGGAACGAAAAGUGUUACCGAGUGUUCAACACAACAGACCCCAAGACAUACGCCGAGAGCGGCGAGUAUUGCGGAGCCCUUAAACAGGACCCGUAUGUCCCGACUCUAGCCAUCGUUAAAUCGGCGGACGAACACCGGUUUCUCGUCGACUAUUUGUCCGACACUUUUGCAAACGGGAUAGACGUGUGGAUCGGCGCCCGGCGUCGGACAUCACCGGCCGAUAACGUGCCAGAGUUUAAGUGGUGGGACGGGUCGGCACUGGAGUACAGCAAUUGGUUGCCGGGAGCGGCGUUGGGCGUAGACCGGGCCGAUUGUGUGGCCAUGAAAUCAGCGAAACAAUGGUAUGCAGUGUCCGGCGGCGCUCAACUGGUCGACAACGGUGUGUGGGUUAACACUGUGUGCGGCGCCCAUAAUAUGGUGCUGUGCCAGAAGUUGCAAUACUGGUCGUACCGAGAGAUCCAGUUGCAAGUGUUGGCUGAUAGACGCCGCGCAUUGCAAACACAUCACGAUCUAGAUACUUUAAGGAAUGUCCUAGAUGUCACAGCGAAUAAUAGUGCCACAAAGAAUAUUCAAGAUGAGAUUUUAAACGAAAUUACAACUUUAAAACGGAACCAUGAACAACAGCAGGCAGAAAUUACACAGCUAAAAAUUGAUAAUGGCCACCAUCAGUCGACAAUAACGCAGCACAAAUUGGAACAUGGUCAACAACAAUCUGAAAUUUCAAAACUCAAACACGAAUACGAGCUACAAAAAUCAGAAAUAACCCAGCUAAAACUUGACCAUGGGAAACAACAAACUGAAAUCAGCAAGUCGCAACAAGAUGUAAAACAAUGUCAAUCUAAAAUCGCCCAAGUGUCACAAGGCCAGUUGCCAAUUGGUUUCAUAUACGUACAGUACCCCCACCAGAGUGACCCUAAUCACAUUUGGCCUACAUACACGUGGUCAGAAGUGACGGCCCAAUACGCAGGUCAAUUUUUCCGGGCCGAAGGUGGCGGUAGUUUGACAUUUAACCAAGGCGUUCAGGGGGAUAACGCACCCAGAAUCACCAAGAUAGCAUUUAGAAGUGGACGGGACGGCGGUGACAAUUGGGAGAUCGAUGUGCCCUCGAGUGGGUGGAGUCCAUUAGUGAUUACCGGUGGGUGGAAGGGUAGUUGGGUCUUAAGUAAGUAUUAUGUCAGUGGGGGUGAAGUGCGGCCCCGUAAUCAAGCCGUGCGCAUAUUUAAACGUACAGUACCGUAUAUUAUUAUAUAA